Molecule: messenger RNA, 405 nt
Organism: Closterium sp. Naga37s-1
Lineage: Eukaryota; Viridiplantae; Streptophyta; Zygnematophyceae; Desmidiales; Closteriaceae
Source: the annotation of a GenBank genome assembly
AUGCAGGCCUUUCUUCCGCGCAUAUCCCCGGCCAGAUCCCACCCCAAGCCGGACACGUCAUCCCAUGGGUGUGAUUUUAUCUCCUCUCUUUCUUUCUCCUCCUCUCUUCCCUUCUCCUCCUCUCUUCCCUUCUCCUCCUCUCUUCCCUUCUCCUCCUCUUUUCCCUUCUCCCCCUCUCUUCCUUUCUCCUCCGUGCUCUCCUCUUCACCUUCCUCCCAAGCAAGACAUGCCCCCCCCAACGUGGGAACGCCGCCCCAAGCAAGACACACCGCUGAGGCUGAGCUGGCACGCUCGGACGUGACAACUGCUGACGUGGCACGGGUGCGGCUGGAAGGCGUGUUUGCAGCGUUCGAGGAGGAGCCAGUUUGGUCUUCAUCCAUUACCCAGGUCAGCAGCGGAGGAUGA